Lycium ferocissimum is the source of this 2805-nucleotide messenger RNA. RefSeq lists its product as uncharacterized. Gene Ontology annotation, cellular component: cytoplasm. Gene Ontology annotation, molecular function: protein kinase binding. The transcript is spliced from 5 exons. The record is from RefSeq and is a predicted model, not a curated record. NCBI's taxonomy places the organism in Eukaryota, Viridiplantae, Streptophyta, Magnoliopsida, Solanales, Solanaceae. Bases 678 to 2615 code for a protein of 645 amino acids.
GUCUUUUGAAGUUAAUAUGGGCCUAUGCCGACAUAUAUUCCAAUUUAGACGUAAUAAUAAUAUUACGAUGAUGCUUCAUAGUUUGUGGUCAGUGGUCAUGGUUUUUUCAGAUCGUGUACUUUGCGCGCAUAUCUCCUAUCCAUAUAAUCCCUUCUAUGUAUUUCUUGUUUCUUCAACCUUCUCGUUAGUUUUGUCAAUUCCCUUCUCGCCAGCCAUUUCCCCCCAAAUUCCAUUCUCCUCUCAUCGGUCCCAGUUUUGGUAAGACUUUGUAGGAGAAACAUCAUUGUUUGUUUGUCCAAAGUCUCAUCAACCUGGCGUACUGUGUCUUGAGGAGGAGAAAUUUAGGUGGAGAACCUGGAGAGAAGCAACAUAGUAUAACACUCUGGCCAAUAAUAUUCCAGUGAAGUCAUUUUCCCAUUUGGUAUGGGCUACAACAGUGGCGAGAAGAAGAACAAGCCUUGGAAUAUCAUUAUACUGUUACCUUUCUCCAUCUUCAUUUUUGUUGAAUUGGACAUUGCUUUGGCGUCUGCCAAUUGAUUACGGCUAAUAUUCAUCCAAUGUAAAAGUUACUUUUGAUCAAACAUCCAUUCUUUUGUGGUCCACUUGAAGCUCAGCUUUCCAGAUGUAAAUUUAACGCUUGUGAUAGCAUAAAUAGAGGAAAAGGAACUCUAAAAGAAAUGGCAAAUUGCAGCUGCUUUUGUGCCAUUAUAAGAAGAAAUAAAAAGUAUAAGGGAAAAGAGAGAUUUCGAAAAACUGCUAAGGUUCAUCCACCAGUUGAAGGUCCUAUAGAGUCUACUACCAAAACUGAUGAGUUAAAAUCAACUUCUUUUUUUGUUCCCUUACCUGUUGAGAUUUCUGGGAGUUCAACCAACAAUGUCGAGGAAAUGAGUCAGGAAAGUUACUUUAGAGAAGCUAAGGAGGUUGAAUACGAAGGGGAAGGUGAACACGAUGAGAGUCUAUCGAUACACAAGGAUAGCCUUGAUUUUCAUAUUCAAAACAUUACUGAGGAAUAUGGUCAAUCAAUUCACAAAAGGAUGAAUCUCUGUUAUCCAUUCAACGAUUAUUUGAAUGAUCAGGACCAAGAGAAAUCUGAUGAAGAGGUCAUGGAGAUAAAAAAGAAUGGAAACAUUAGUGAUCCGGGGAUUGGUAAACAAGAAUCUUUGACUUGUAGGGUACUGGAGCGCUCCUGCUCAGGUUUUACAAUAAGGGGUACGUUAAAGAAAAUUAUAUUUGAGCCACCACCUCCAAAGUCUCAGUCAUUUGAUGAAACAAAGAGAUUAUCUACGAAAUUAUUCCCAAGAAGUCCAAUCUCCGUAUCUUCACAUUACAGUGCUGACAAAGUUAAGUUGAAAAAACAUUCUUCAAGCAAAAUCCUACCAUCCAGGAGCCGAAAGUUGUGGUGGAAACUUUUCCUAUGGAGCCAUAGGAACGUAAAAGGAACAAGCAAUACCCAACGACAAACAAUCCCAGUUAAAAUAAUUGUAAGGAAGCAAGGUGGGUACUCUCCCGAUACUCUAGAACCAGGGCAAGGCAUGGAAUUGAGCAAGCUAGGAUCACCUGGUUCAUUCACUGGGAAAUCUUUGAAAACGGGGAUCAACAACAAUCAAAAUUAUGUCUUGCAUGACAACCAUGUAAUAACUAGUCUGUGGUCACAAAAUCAGUGGGUUGCAUGCCCUGCAGAAUCUUCUACAUUCUCAAGAGUUGAUGAAUGGGUAAAAGAACUCUCUAUUCAUCCACAACGCUUAAUUGAAGAUGACACCAACUUCCCACCUUCUCUUCAAGUUGAUAUAUCACUUGCAAGAAGCUCAUCGCUCAUAAAUAGGCGACCGAAUUCAAAUGUGCCAGAAGAUGUUAUACAUGCGAACAACGUGAUCCAGUCUCUCAAUUCAGCGUCAACAGUUGCUCACCUUGCAAGCAUUGGAUUGAAAGUUAACCCUGUAAUGUCACACUUCUCCGGUCUUCGAUCAAUAAAUAUAUCAGGCAACUCCAUAGCUCAAAUAACUCAAGGAUCACUGCCAAAGAGUCUUCAUGUUCUCAAUUUAUCAAGGAACCAAAUUCACACAAUUGAAGGACUCAAGGAAUUGACUCAUUUGCGGGUUCUUGACCUCAGUUACAACAGAAUUUCUCGUAUAGGAAGAGGUUUAUCAAAUUGUACACUCAUAAAGGAGCUCUACCUCAGUGCUAACAAAAUAAGUUAUGUAGAGGGGUUGCAUAGGCUUUUGAAGCUGUCAGUUCUAGACUUGAGCUUCAAUAAAAUAACUACAACUAAUGCUCUUCAGCAGCUUGUGGCGAACUAUAGCUCUAUCAUUGCUCUAAAUCUAUUGGGUAAUCCAAUCCAGCGCAUUAGUGAUGACAAAUUGCGAAAGACAGUGUGCAGUCUUCUUCAUAAGCUAGUUUUCCUGAACAAACAACAUAUUAAUCAACAAAAGGCACGAGAACAAGCUUUGGCUGAAGCAGCGCUAGGUAAUAGAAGUUGGGCCACUCGUAGAAGAACAACCAAGAAAGUUAAUCAUGGAAACUUUGCUUCUUCAAGUUGCAGGCAUAGAUUGAGAAGCCGAACUCAAAGUCAAUCUUCCAAUGGUAUUUUGUCUUCGUUGGCAUCAUCAACUCACUAAACAAAUAUUUUCAUACCCUCUGAAAGUGCUCUUCAUGUCUUCAAUUUAGAAUUUUUAUUAUUGAUUUUACUUAGUUCUGUCUUAGUCUUGUUUUGUUCUUUAGAAAGGGGAAGCUGUCUAAACAUUCAUGUUAAAUGUAUUAUGGAUGUUUGGUUGAAAAUAGGUACUCGUGAUUUCAGGUUCAAUUUUC